Molecule: messenger RNA, 156 nt
Organism: Auxenochlorella protothecoides
Lineage: Eukaryota; Viridiplantae; Chlorophyta; Trebouxiophyceae; Chlorellales; Chlorellaceae
Exons: 1
Coding region: 1-156 (51 amino acids)
Source: RefSeq, a predicted model, not a curated record
AUGAUCCAUGCCGAUAGAUCCACGGCGAUGGCGGUACCAUCCAGUUCGGAAAGCAAGGUGUGGUGCUGCGACGGGUCGGAGCCACUGAGCUUGCGGACAACACCUUCCUCCGUGAGCAGCUUCCAGAGGCUCGCGAUUCCCAUGCUGAUUCAGUGA